This is a messenger RNA of Psylliodes chrysocephalus, 2593 nucleotides long. The record is from the annotation of a GenBank genome assembly. Lineage: Eukaryota; Metazoa; Arthropoda; Insecta; Coleoptera; Chrysomelidae.
CUUUAGAGCAUACACGUGUUCUUGACAUAACUGUCACUGUCACUAGUGUCACUCAAUUUUUCUGAUUUGAUUUACCAAAUAAAUAAAUACAAGUCAUAAAUAUGCGACUUUAGCUUUCAAAACAAAAACCUGUUCAUUUGAAAUUAGUAUCAAGUCGAAGUUCCAAGUACAAGUACGGUACGACAUCGCAUCGAAUUGUUUAAAUGAUAGGUCGAUUGUUGAUGUCCUCGGACUCGAAGAUCAUAUGAUUAAUAAUUGGUAUCUACAAAAAUUAUCAUUUUAUUGUUAGCCUUUGCAGCAUGAGCUAGCGAGUGUGUGAUAAGAUAAAAACUAUUUUGUGAUAAAUGUAUUUUGUGGUUUACCGCGUACAUCGCUAAACUUAGUCAUUAUAAUUGCCUUCUUUGUACAAAUUUAAUUGUUUAAUUUAAAAUAAUUAAAAAUCGUUGAAGAUGGCCGCGGAAGUACUCUUAAAAAAUAGUUCUCCAGAUGUGAAAGUGCAGAUUUUACCUAGUCCUACAAAGAAAUUAACUCAUCUUCCACAAAGGCCCCAGGUGGAUUUGGCAUUUUCGGACUUGCAGUACGUUGUCAAGCAAGGGAAAAAACAAAAAAUCAUUUUAAAAAAUGUCAGCGGAAGGAUACGACCUGGGGAACUAUGCGCCAUCAUGGGUCCAUCAGGAGCAGGAAAAUCCACAUUGCUCAACAUACUCACAGGAUACAAAACCGAUGGGGUAAAAGGUCACGUCUUGAUGAACGAUAGUGAUAGAGAUUUGAGCCAAUUUCGAAAACUCUCGGCUUACAUAAUGCAAGACAAUCAAUUACAUGCCAAUCUUACCGUAGACGAAGCGAUGGCUGUUGCCGCCAAACUCAAAAUUGGUCAAAGUAUAGUCAGCGAUCGACAAGCAAUUAUAAAUGAAAUCUUAGACACACUCGGUCUACUGGACCACAGAAGAACGAUGACCAGUGGACUGUCGGGUGGUCAAAAGAAAAGACUAUCAAUCGCCCUAGAACUCGUAAGCAAUCCCCCAGUAAUGUUUUUCGACGAGCCCACCAGUGGUUUGGAUUCCUCUUCUUGCUUCCAAUGCAUAUCUUUACUGAAGACUCUAGCGAAAGGUGGAAGAACCAUAAUUUGUACGAUUCAUCAACCUUCUGCCAGAUUAUUUGAAAUGUUUGACCAACUAUAUACUCUUGCCGACGGACAGUGUGUUUACCAAGGAUCUACCAGACAGCUAGUACCGUGGCUGGGACACUUAGGACUACAGUGUCCCUCCUAUCACAACCCGGCUUCAUAUAUCAUUGAAGUGGCGUGUGGGGAAUAUGGAGAUCACACGAGAAAACUGGUAUGCGCUAUAGACAACGGUAAACAUGAUAUUCGCGACGAUAAAGCGUUCCCGGAAGUAAAAAUUAACGAUGGUAUUAACAACGCUUACCAAUAUGCCAAGGAUAAUAUGAACAGUCUCAUAAACGAAGAAUUAGCCAAAGAGUCGAAUAGUUUCAAAGAUAACAAUUACAAAGCGAAAGCUAACGGCAAAAAUGAACAUAUCGAUGAUACCGUGAAGGACGUAGAGAAAGCCAACGUCAAUAGUGCCUUAUUAACAAAUGUUGCUAUGGUUAAACAGCCAAGAUAUGGAAAUUCCGAAAUGCAACAAUUCUUCAUUAUUUUAAAACGUGCCUUGUUGUUUAGCAGACGAGAUUGGACAUUGAUGUACCUCCGAUUGUUUGCACACAUACUGGUAGGAUUUCUAAUCGGUGCCUUAUAUUUCAAUAUUGGUAAUGAAGCGUCGAAAGUGCUUAGCAAUUUGGGUUUCUUGUUCUUCAACAUGUUGUUUUUGAUGUACACUUCCAUGACGAUCACGAUAUUAUCAUUCCCGUUGGAGAUGCCGGUGCUGUUAAAAGAACAUUUCAAUCGAUGGUAUUCGCUGAGAUCGUACUAUUUGGCCAUUACGAUAUCUGAUAUGCCUUUUCAGACUAUAUUCUGUAUAGUUUACGUCACAAUAGUGUACUUUAUGACAUCCCAGCCGCUGGAAUCUGAACGAUUCGGAAUGUUCUUGGUGUCCUGUUUGUUGGUUUCCUUUGUAGCGCAAAGUGUUGGACUGGUAGUGGGAGCUGCGAUGAAUGUACAGAACGGAGUAUUCUUGGCGCCAGUAAUGUCAGUGCCAUUCCUCCUCUUCUCCGGGUUCUUCGUCUCAUUCGACGCCAUACCGAUUUACCUGCGAUGGAUCACCUACCUGUCCUACAUCAGAUACGGUUUCGAAGGUACAGCAUUGGCCACGUAUGGUUUCGACAGACCUAAAUUGAAAUGUUAUAACUACUGUCACUUCAAAGAUCCCAAAACUACACUCGAAGAGCUAGAUAUGGAUAAAUCGAGCUUUGUCGUCGAUAUCGCCGCUUUAGUCGGCAUAUUUUUCUUCUUGCGGAUAUCGGCUUUCCUGUUUUUAAAAUGGAAACUAAAAUCCAAUCAUUAAGAUUUUUUUUUAGGAAGUUGAAUAGUUAUUGAUAUUUUUAUUCUAGUGAUGUUAAAAAGGAAACUUCAAAGGGAAAGUGGCUUGUUUAAAUUUCGGAAAUAUAUUGGUUUUUACGAUGAUUGGCAGCUUCA